This is a messenger RNA of Scatophagus argus, 7578 nucleotides long. It is a transcript of the gene slc8a2b, whose product is annotated as solute carrier family 8 member 2b. The transcript is spliced from 22 exons. Gene Ontology annotation, cellular component: sarcolemma; axon; postsynapse. Gene Ontology annotation, biological process: sodium ion transmembrane transport; cell communication; calcium ion import across plasma membrane. The record is from RefSeq and is a predicted model, not a curated record. Lineage: Eukaryota; Metazoa; Chordata; Actinopteri; Scatophagidae. The coding region runs from base 1061 to 4036 and encodes 991 amino acids. Gene Ontology annotation, molecular function: calcium:sodium antiporter activity.
UUAGUUUCACCUCUCAGGUGUGUUCAGUGUCAGCCUGUCAGUUUGUCUCCACACCUCAUGUGACCUCAUUUGAUGACUGAAUCUCUGAAGGGCAUUGAUCUCAGUCUUCUUUGCACCUUCAUUCGGGGCCAGCAUUUCCCUACAGGAUCGAGCAGAACAUGAGACUGAGAGGACAGGACGGAUAAGAUGGGAGGGACUGCUGUGUUCAGCCCAGAAGUUUGCAGCCGAGUGGCGUGCGGGGGAGGAGCGGCGUUAACCAGAAACGUGCUGAAGUCAGCUCCACCUCAGGCGCACAUCCCUCCCUCCCUCCCUCCAUCCGCGCCCCCGAGGACAACCCGCGCUCCUCGGCACCCCGCCCGGCCCUGUGUGUGUGUGUUUGUGUGAUGAGGGACCGCAGGGAGGGGGGCGUGAGUGUGUGUGUGCAGUUUGUUGAAUGUGUCGGGGCGGGAGAGAGUGAGAGAGAGAGAGUGUGAGAGAGAGAGAGAGAGAGAGAGAGAGAGAGCGCCGAGCAGCGGGGACGGAGCGCAGCACCGAGGACAGUUUUCUCCGCCGCGCUUUCAGAUGCUCAGCUCGUCGCUUCGAGUGCGGGUUGGCUCUGCAGAACACAAGGUGUUACUGGGAGAGUCUCAUUAGCUGCUGGGUAACUGUUGUGAAGGACCAGGAGAACCAGCAGAACGGCCACUGAAGAACCGUGGAUCCGUCCAUCGUGAACAUUUUCUCCCUGAUUCUGUCGGAGCGCCUCAGCAGUAUGGACAGCAGUUCAUGGACACAAUCGCUGCACAGAGUUGACUACAAGAAUUAUAACCUUCAGGGCAGCUGAACUCCCACAACCCCAUGAGUUUGGUUUGGCCUGACACUGAGGAGUAGUAAAGUAAGGAGCUCUAUGUGGAUCAGGAGUUGAAGAAGGAGCACCUGAGACUAGUGGUGAGCUAGUCUACCACCUUCAGCUCUACCCAGCGUCUCCCCCCUCCUCCUCCUCCUCCUCCCACUUCCUCAGCCUCACCCCGUCACCCUCGGCUUCACCCUUUCCACCCGCCCCUCCUGAGAACCGCGCUCGGCCAUGUCUCCCCCGGCCUCUCCCUCCCGCCUCCUCCCCCUCCUCCUCCUCUUCCUCCUCCCACUGCCUCCCUGCCAGUCGGAGUCCCAGCGCAUCGAGCCCAGCAGGGACCCCAGCCCACGACUGGUCUCGCCCUCCAUGCUGCCUUCCUUCUUGCCGCCCUCCAUGUCUAACAGUACCAGCAACGUGUCAGGCCAAACAGGGUCGUGUGAGGAGGUGUCGGGCUGCAAGCCGGGCAUCCUGCUGCCCAUGUGGGAGCCCGACAAGCCUGGACUCGGAGACCAGGUGGCCAGGGCGGUGGUCUACUUUGUGUCCCUCAUGUACAUGUUCCUGGGAGUGUCGAUCAUCGCCGACCGAUUCAUGGCGUCCAUAGAGGUCAUCACGUCACAGGAGAAGGAGGUGACCAUCACGAUGCCCAACGGGGAAACAUCAGUGGCAACGGUUCGAAUCUGGAACGAGACGGUGUCCAAUCUGACACUCAUGGCUCUAGGCUCAAGUGCUCCAGAGAUUCUGCUGUCUGUUAUAGAGGUGUGUGGUCACAACUUCGAGGCCGGCGAGCUGGGACCAGGAACCAUCGUUGGCAGCGCCGCCUUCAACAUGUUUGUCAUCAUCGGAAUCUGCGUGUGGACGAUCCCCAACGGCGAGACCCGCAAGAUCAAACACCUCAGGGUGUUCUUCAUCACCGCCUUCUGGAGCAUCUUCGCCUACAUCUGGCUCUACCUCAUCCUGUCCGUCAUGACGCCAGGCGUCGUGGAGGUGUGGGAGGCCCUGGUCACCCUGAUGUACUUCCCAGUGUGUGUCAUCCUGGCUUGGAUCGCCGACCGUCGCCUGCUCUUCUACAAGUACAUGGGCAAGCGUUACCGUGCCGACAAGCGCCACGGCAUCGUCGUGGAGACCGAGGGAGACUUGACACCCAACAAGGGCGGAAUGGAGAUGAUCAUCGAUGGCAAGUUCCCACCAAGAGGGGGCGCCGUGGUCCCCGCUGAAAACUGUGGAGGCGGAGCUCAGGACGGCACAGUGGGCGCUGCAGCCAAUAACAUCGGGGCGGCAGCGGGGGCCAUGGCAACGGGAGCCAGGGGCAACCUGCCCAACUCCAACAGCACGAUGGUCAACAUGGAGAACAGCAAGGAGCUGGACGAGAGCCGCAAAGAGGUGAUUCGUAUCCUGAAGGAGCUGAAGCAGAAAUAUCCCGACAAAGAGCUGGACCAGCUGGUGGAGCUGGCCAACUACUACGCCCUGCUGCACCAACAGAAGAGCCGAGCCUUCUACCGCAUACAGGCCACCCGCAUGAUGAUCGGAGCUGGUAACGUCCUGAAGAAGCACGCGGCCGACCACGCUCGCCGUGCGGCCGUAACUGACGAGGAAGCACCAGAAGAAGACGACCUGGGGAGCUGCAGCCGCAUCUCGUUUGAAAGCGCCCACAGUCAGUGCAUGGAGAACUGCGGCGUCCUGACGCUGGCUGUAGUCUGCCAAGGGGGUCUGGGAGAGAACACCUUCUACGUGGACUACAGGACGGAGGACGGCUCUGCCAACGCCGGGUCGGACUACGAGUACAGCGAGGGAACGCUGGUGUUCAAACCCGGAGAGACUCGCAAAGACAUUAAAGUGGGCAUAAUCGACGACGACAUCUUCGAGGAGGACGAGCACUUCUUCGUGCGCCUGCUGAAUCUGCGUGUUGGCGACGCGGAGGGGAUGUUCGAGAGCGACGAGGUGGGUGCCGCCCCCAAAGCUCGCUUGGUUGAGCCCCUUGUUGCCACGGUGACCAUCCUGGACGACGACCACGCCGGCAUCUUCACAUUCAGCGAGCGCAUGGUGAGGGUGAGCGAGAGCGUGGGCACCAUGGAGGUGACGGUGGUGCGCAACUCGGGCGCCCGCGGCACCGUCAUCCUGCCGUACCACACCGAGUCAGGCACCGCCAAGGCCGGGGACGACUACGAGGAGGCCCGAGGAGAGCUGGAGUUCGUCAACGACCAGACCACUCAGACUUUCCAGGUGAGGAUAAUUGAUGACGAAGAAUAUGAAAAACAUGAAAACUUCUUCAUUGUGCUGGAGGAGCCGCGCUGGCUGAAGAGAGGAAUCUCAGCUCUGCUGCUCAGCCAAGACGGGCUGGAGGGGCAGAUGAGCGCUGAGGAGGAGGAGGCCCGGAGGAUAGCUGAGAUGGGGAAGCCCAUCCUGGGAGAGCACAGCCGCCUGGAGGUGGUCAUCGAGGAGUCGUACGAGUUCAAGAGCACCGUCGACAAGCUCAUUAAGAAGACCAACUUGGCGCUGGUGAUCGGCACACACUCCUGGAGGGAGCAGUUUGUGGAGGCGGUCACUGUCAGCGCAGGUGAUGGCGACGAUGAUGAGGAGGGUCGCGCAGAGCGCCUUCCAUCUUGCUACGACUACGUCAUGCAUUUCCUCACCGUCUUCUGGAAGGUUCUGUUUGCCUGCGUCCCGCCCACGGAGUACUGGAACGGCUGGGCCUGCUUCUUAGUGUCCAUCAGCGUCAUCGGCCUCCUCACCGCCAUCAUCGGGGAUUUGGCGUCACACUUUGGCUGCACCGUGGGGCUGCGGGACACCGUGACCGCUGUGGUGUUCGUGGCCCUGGGAACUUCUAUUCCAGACACGUUUGCUAGCAAAGUGGCUGCCAUGCAGGACCAGCAUGCUGAUGCAUCUGUUGGUAACGUCACCGGUAGCAACGCCGUUAACGUGUUCCUGGGGAUCGGCGUGGCGUGGUCGGUGGCAGCCAUCUACUGGAAAAUCAAAGGAAAGGCGUUCAAGGUGGACCCGGGGUCGCUCGCCUUCUCCGUCACUCUCUUCACCAUCUUCGCUUUCAUCUGCAUGGCUGUGCUCCUGUUCCGGCGCCGGCCCUCCAUCGGCGGAGAGCUCGGCGGACCGAGGGUGCCCCGCCUCCUCACCACCCUGCUGUUCCUGGGUCUGUGGUUCCUCUACAUCCUCUUCUCCAGCCUGGAGGCCUACUGCCACAUCAAUGGCUUCUAAAAGGGGAGAUGGAGAAAGUUCUGGAAGAAACAUUGCUCAACACACUAAUAUUACAACACUAAGUCACACAAUUCAACAUGAAACGAGUCAAACAAACGAGAUUCAUCUUUUUAAUAGUGCUCACUGCAGGUCUUUGAUGCAGGAAAUACUUUAGAUACACACACACACACGCACACACACACACACACACACUCUGUAUGUACGCAUGUGUAAACAGACCAUUAACACACACAGUUGCAGGCAUGACGAAGGACAAGAGGAAGUGUUUGUGAGGGGCGAGAAUCGGGAAUACAGAAGGUCACUGCGGCAAAGUUUGAGAGAGGAAGGAAGUGAGAGUGAAGGUUCAGAGGUGAGAGGCAGGCCAGGUGCAGCUUCAGGUAAUCUGGGCUGAGCUUGGAUUGGACGAGCCCACCUGUGUUGUGUUGAAGGAACAGCAUGUUGGCUCGUCUCUCCUCUGGACCAACAGCUGGUUUGUGCUUCAUGUUUCCUCGCUGAGGAGGCGGAGCCCCGUGUGAAAGCAACAAAACAAAACAAACAAACAAAAAAAAAACUAGUCGAAUGUUUACAAUCACAACAACAACGAGUUUGUUUACUGCAGGAGGUUCUCAACGUGGUGAUUCGUGACGCGGUACAAAAGCGGUUCUCCACACGCGCUGUAAAUAGUGAAAGCCAGUGUACUGUACAUACGAGUGUAGUGUUUUCAGUAGGCACACACCUGGAGAAGUCAAACAGGGUGACAGAGUGACGUCACGGAGCGCGUCGGUUUCUGCUUCUUCUGCCAGAAAAGCUUCAGCGUUUUUAAACUCCGUGCACGGACCCCCGGAAACGUGGAGGCAGAAGCUGUGGUUUUGGCAAGCGGAGACUCAAGUCUGACCAAAGUGAAUGAAAUGUAAGCAGGUGAUGUGAGAGGUUUUGAUCCGUGCAGCCCCACCAGUUCCGGUCACUGAGGGAUUUUUAUUAUUAUCUUCUUGCAUGCAAAAGCCGGAGCGUCUUCACACAAGUCACACAUGUAGAAGGGAAAUCCACCUGUAAAUCCAGGUCAGAUAAACACGUGUGGACGGUCCCACGAGACUUAACCAGUGUUCGUUUAGAGUGAAACCUCUAAAGCCAGGAAAUAAUUUAGUCACCGACAUUCAGUCUUCAGCAUGCUGAUCCUCGUCUGUAGCACAUGGACGCUUCAAGAUGGCACCUGUUCAAUGCCUUAAGGAAAACGUCUCCAGUGGAAAUCUAGUAUUCAGGCUUCCGGUCGUACAUGCUGUCCAGGCUGCACUUUAUUUGAUGUGGCUAAGACAUGCACGUGUUCCCACCUUUUUCUUCUUCUUCUUUCUUUUUCUUUUGUCGACAAACUGUGCAAGUGUGCAAUACAUGAAGAUCGAGACACUGGAGGAAACCCGCGAACUGUGAGGAGUUCGCGGGUUUCCCUAACGUCAACGCUGGGUCCAGGUGAAACCACCGCAUCGCGUUUCUUGUCCUGUGGGAAGAGAUUCAAAAGAAGUAACCGUGUCAGUGUCCGGGCCUCGUGUCCAGCACACUGAUUGGCUCUGCUCAGCUCAGUAUUGCCUGGCAGAGAGGAAACAUGCAGUAAAAUGUUCAGGUUUAUUACUAACAACACUGAGAUGCGUGAAGCUGAAGAGUCAGCGGGCAGAAAAAACAGGAAACGUUUCGCUGAGGCCGGAAGCAUCAGGAGUCCAGAAUCCAGCUGGUUUAUCGCAUCGACACGCCACUUUAUUAUUACCGUCAGAUUCUGUCAGUCACGUUGAAUAAAUAUGCUCACACACAAACGACAAGUGCUACACUUUGUUAUCGAUAACAUCAGAAAGAUCCGAUGAGUUUACCCUUAACUAACUAUACUUUGUAAACUUUCUAAAAAAAACGGUUUUGUAUCUUUUCCUUGCAGAAAAAAGCUGAGGUAGAUUUUUUUUGUACUUCUAAACAACGUUCAGAAUAGUAUCGAUACGUGUGUAUAUACAGUACAGGUAGCGUCGCUUACAUCACUGCUGAAUUUAGCGGAUUAGAUUUUAAUAUGUUUUGCCCAGUGAGGAAGCUCAAACUGUGUGACCAAACAUAACCCCAUCUAAUGUACCGAAGUACGCCACCUGCUGACUUACUUGUGUCACUUCUGUAUAUUAUUUAGAUAUUUAUUUAUUUAUUUACAAGAGGAUUAUAUAUCUGUGGAUAAGCUGUGCCGCGGGGCCCUGAGGCGAGCAGGGAUGCGGUUUCCAUGUGCAAUACGGAGGAAAAGGCCCAACACGUUUCGUUAGCGGCCUUGGCGAGAGGUCGGUUCACAUGUUCUCCUGCUCCAGUGUUUUGUUGUAACCCUCUGCCAACGUACGUUUGUUCACUCAGCUGUGUCGAAGCAGGACGUUUGGAGUGUAAGUAGCAUGUUUACAUGAAGAAACAGUGUGGAACAUUGCCAGUAUGACAGUCAGUCUCGGGUUGUCGUGCGCCUAAGACGGACUGUUUGUGGAUACUAACGGUGGCCGAGAGGCAGGUCAGUGGGGUGUGAGCUCGUAACCUUACCUGUAACCACCAGGUGGGACCAAUAUUACACAUCUCACACACACACACACACAGAGCUCUGCUGAACUCUUGUGUAAUCUGUGUCUGGGUCAGAGUGGAUCAGCACCAGCGGGUACAGAAUGGACCAGCUCAGAUUAUGUACCCAGUGUUGUCCCAGCAGAUGUGACCCAGAUUUGUCUCGGCACCCAACAGAACAGAACUGUUUACAAUGUCCCGUGUUUCCAUGAACUUCUGUACUAACUGUCUGGCUGCGGCCUUUGCUGUUCUGUAAGUAGAUGUGAUGCCUCCCCAUCCAGCUUCUCCUCCUCAGCCGCCCCUCCCCGGUGUGUGUCUGUGUUUGCUUCCCCUCCGUGGUCCUCUGCAGAUGCAUGACGAACCCCCGUGUACACGUGUUAGCAGCAUGGUCUACUGUGAUGGACGCCUAUCGGCAUAUUUUAUCGGGUCGAUCCCCCCACCUCCACCCACUCCCCAUGCAGUUUUAAUCCCAAACAGCAGAGGCUCUUUGUGAAAUAAAAUGAGCAAGUGGCACACACAGACACAACUAUAACUCCAUACAGAUACUGAAGAAACAGGCACAGGCUCGCACACACACACACACACACACACACACACACACACACACACACACACACACACACAGCAUACGGUUUCAGUGUCUACUGCUUGUUUUAUUACCUUUAGAAGCUGUGAAAAGAGAGUGUGCUCUGUUGUGUCAUGGUCUGCAACGAGCAACAUCCCAGGUCAUCUUAUUGUUUGUUGGUGUAUGAUAUUUCUGUGUCUAAGUGUUCCCCCUCUUCUUCUUCUUCUUCUUCUGCUCUUCUCCCAUUCGCUCCCUCCCAGGUCUUGCUCUUCAAUGUGUCUCUGUGAAGUUCUUUCCUGUGAUGAUGAAAAUUUCUCUCUGCCUGAUCCUUUGUAAGGAAAUAACGACUGAGUUACUACAAUAUCUUGUGAUAGACAUAAACAUUUAUUCAAUACUGUAAUAAAUUAUUAACUUAAGAUGAUAUUAAAGUUUUUUAUGAAAU